Haemonchus placei is the source of this 225-nucleotide messenger RNA. The record is from the annotation of a GenBank genome assembly. Lineage: Eukaryota; Metazoa; Nematoda; Chromadorea; Rhabditida; Trichostrongylidae.
AUGGGGCAACGAUUAGCUCCUGUGUCGGCCAUAGCGUUCAUGUCGAAAAUCGAGAAGCCAGCACUGGACCGUGGUCCAGUCCUAUGUUGCCGUUACAUUGAUGACUGCCUUAUCAUAUGUUCGACUCAGGAAGAAGUGGACAUUUGUUACGAUCUCUUGAACAAGCAGUCAGGAGACAUCAACUUUACAGGGAAAAGCCUGUGGAGGUUCGGUUGCCAUUUUUAA